Molecule: messenger RNA, 1806 nt
Organism: Bombyx mori (domestic silkworm)
Lineage: Eukaryota; Metazoa; Arthropoda; Insecta; Lepidoptera; Bombycidae
Exons: 1
Coding region: 232-801 (189 amino acids)
Source: RefSeq, a predicted model, not a curated record
UUGUGAGUCCAACAAAAAAUAAAUAAAUAAAUUCAAAAAAAUUCAUCAAGUCCGAACUUCCUGAAUGCGUCAACAGCGAACCACGGAUAAGUUAUAUCGCUCGCACGCAGCUAUGAUAAUAACGUGUUAUAACAUAAUAUCUCAGUUCGCCUACUUGCCGCCGGACUAAUUGCUCACAUUUCAGACUAAAUUCAUAACGAUUGCAGUGAAUACAACGUACUAUCGAAUAACAUGGAAACUGUGGUGUUCUUUUUGAUAAUCACUUCGUUUUUCUGCGCGAUUAAUUGUCGCAUAUCGCGGAGCAGUGAAGCGCAAUGCCUUAGUUAUUACAACAACGAAGAGAACUUUGAUUUGGAUACGUUAUCGGGACAAAUGUACGCGGUCUAUUACUGGCCCCCGAAUCAGAGAACGAGGAACGCCUGCGAAGUACAAACCUUCAAGAAACUCGAUACAUACGAAAUAGAAACCGCUAGGAACGGCUGCUCGAACCUCAGCCUCCCUUCAGAGGAGCCGGUCAUCAGGGCCACGUACAAGAACAGCACCGGCAAAAUCGUGAACGUCUUGUACUAUGGGAGCGAUUCGGUGAAGAACUUCUACAGGUCCUGCGACAAGGACGUCGCUAAGUACAUAUUCACCAGGGUCAACGAGGAUUACAUUCUGGGCAUCAAUUGCUCGUCGGAGGGGCGCAGCGUGCUGUUGUCCAAGCUCUUAGGCUCGCUGUCGACUGUCAAAAGGAUCGUGGACGGUAUAGAUAUUAUGACCGGAAGAGAGGGAAGCCCGGAUUGUGUGCUCGAACAUUAAUACCGGAUCAAUGUCGAAUGCUAUCUGUUUUAUUUCCGUGAUUAUUUAUAUCGAGUGGCUAUUCGGUUUAAGCGACAUUCCGUUUAUUACGCGACAUUUAUCUUUGUAAUUAAAGGUACGUUUUAUUUGAUACUAGCUACCCGCUCUCGCUUCGCUUCGGAAACUGUAAUUUAUUAUUGAUUUCUCUUUUAUUUAAUGGAUGUUUUUAUACAUAUAAACCUUCCUCUUAAAUCACUCUAUCUAUUAAAAAAAAUCGCGUCAAAAUCCGUUGCGUAGUUUUAAAGAUUUAAGCAUACAUAGGGACAGACAGAUAUAGGGGCAGAGAAAGCGACUUUGUUUUAUACUAUGUAUAGAUUAACAUCAACAGUUCGAUGUUUUUAAUUGAACUUCAAUUGAGUUUGCUCCAUUAGAAUAGCUAAAGAAGGUUCUUUUUUUUUGAUGAUAUUUUUUCCAAAUUUUAAACUUUAAAUGGCUCUCCCGUAAAGUUGUAAAAAUGUCGCUUAAACCAAAAACCCUUUCACUCGUCGAAUAUAAUUCCAAUAAGCUUACGUCAGCUCAGUUGAUCAAUAUGUGAAUAAACAUUUUUGUAAUCGCAAAAGCAAUACAGUAUUUUGGUUGUUUUUUUUUUGGUCACGGUACGAUUUUAUCCGAAAUCUUCAAUAUUGUUUCAGUUACAUUUCACUUAAUAUUUUUAAUUAGGUAUAAUUAGGUAUGUACUAUGUAUAAAUAUUGUAUUUUAAUUUGAAUAAUUAGCUAUAAGUAAUAAUUAGCUGUAAGUUUAAUUUAUAGUUUCAUUUGUAUUUUUUUUUAAUAAUGUUUCUAAUAUAUUCCUUUUAAAAUUGUAAUUUUGUAAUUCGUUGAAAUAAAAUAAAAGUUUAAAAUUCAUUGAAACCUUAAGCGAUAUUAAUUAUAAUAUUUUAAUUAAUGACAUUAGUGUGUAAUAGAAGGUAUGUGGUUUUUUUAACUAUUAAAUAAAUCUUAAAUAAAUUAUAUCGAAAUACGAAA